Molecule: messenger RNA, 279 nt
Organism: Mirounga angustirostris (Northern elephant seal)
Lineage: Eukaryota; Metazoa; Chordata; Mammalia; Carnivora; Phocidae
Product: small ribosomal subunit protein eS26-like
Exons: 1
Coding region: 1-279 (92 amino acids)
Biological process (GO): translation
Cellular component (GO): cytosolic small ribosomal subunit; ribosome
Molecular function (GO): structural constituent of ribosome; mRNA binding
Source: RefSeq, a predicted model, not a curated record
AUGCCCACAGAAAGAAGGAACCAUGACUGUGCCAAAAAGGGCCACUUGCUGCCCAUUCUCUGCACCAUCUGCAACCAUUGUAUGCCUAAGGAUAAGGCCAUUGAGAAGUUCGUUAUUGGGAACAUAGUAGAGGCCACCGCCAUCGGGAACAUUUCCAAAAUGAGGGUCUUUGAUGCCUAUGUGUUUCCCAAGCUGUGUAUGAAAGUCCAUUACUGUGUGAGCUGUGCCAUUCACAGCAAAGUGGUUAGGAGUUGCUCUGGUGAAACAUGGAAGGACUGA